This is a messenger RNA of Linnemannia hyalina, 450 nucleotides long. The record is from the annotation of a GenBank genome assembly. NCBI's taxonomy places the organism in Eukaryota, Fungi, Mortierellomycota, Mortierellomycetes, Mortierellales, Mortierellaceae.
AUGGCCCUUCCCAAACGCAUCAUCAAGGAAACGGAACGCCUUCUGGCCGAUCCUGCACCAGGCAUCAGCGCCACCUCCCACGAAGACAACCUCCGUUACUUUGACGUCGUCAUUGCUGGACCCAACCAGUCGCCCUUCCAAGGUGGUAUCUUCAAGCUGGAGCUGUUCUUGCCCGAGGAGUACCCCAUGUCGCCCCCCAAGGUCCGCUUCUUGACCAAGAUCUACCACCCCAACAUUGACAAGCUCGGCCGUAUCUGCCUCGAUAUCCUGAAAGACAAGUGGUCGCCAGCUCUCCAGAUCCGCACUGUCCUCCUCUCUGUCCAAGCAUUGCUCUCGUCGCCAAACCCUGAUGAUCCUCUUGCCAACGACGUUGCCCAGCACUGGAAGGAAAACGAGAACGCUGCCAUCCAGACCGCUCAGGAAUGGACAAGAAAGUAUGCCACUGCAUAA